CGACGUCUGAACGUUACGGAUCAACAACUGACGAGACGCCACUGGCAAAAGGGUACAGUACAGCCAUUACAUUACUUUUCAACCAAUGGUGAAAGGCUUUCGAAUGACAGAAUUACCGAAGCUGUUAACAUAACCUUAGAUAAAACCCUUAAGAAGUAAAUGUAUGUCAAGUCGUGUACGAAGCCAGUGUAGAAAUUACACAAAUAUUCAUUGUCUAGUCGAGAAGUAUAUUUCGACAAAAUGUCGCAGUGGGUAGGUUUUAUGGUAUCUGUUGAAACUGAAGAUACAGGCACAUAUCAAGGGAUUAUUUCUUCUGCUACUGGUUCUCAAAUUACUUUGGGAAAAGCCUUUUGCAAUGGAAUUCCUUGUAAUUCUUCCGAAGUUAUUAUAAGCGCCGAAGAUAUUACCAAUUUGCAAUUAAUUGAAAAACAAGAAAGUCAUUCGGGUGAAAGCACAGUUACAGUGGCAAAACCGAUUCCGAAGCGAGCUGGCCGUACUUUCAGCGGCUCAGAGAUUAUUUCGUGCGGUAAAAGUAAUGGAACGUACAGCUAUAUUAAAUCAAAACCAAUUGAUAUCGAAUACAAAUCUUCACACCAAGACUUGAGCUUGAAAUCAGCAACACCAAAAAACAAAUCGAAAAGUAAGUGGAGUAAAGGUUGGAGGGAUGAGUUGUGUUUUGGUUCGCCCUUGGAAAAUAUUGGCAAGGAUUUUGAUUUUGAAAAGAAUUUAGCCUUAUUUGAUAAACAGGCGAUUUGGGAUGAAAUUAACUCUCAAAAGCCGGAUGUUGUUAGACAAACUGAUAAAAAAAAUGGUAACAAAUACAGGCAUGACGAAAAUGUUCUUGCUACUGUCCCUACAGUUUAUCGACAAAUUACAGUUCCUAAACAAGAAUUUUGUGAAUAUGUCACAGACGAUGGUUUAAUUAUUCCAAGUAUAUCGAGAUCUUUACGAAAUAAGUUGUGGUGUGCGGCAGAUGUGUGCGGUUUAAGUUGUGAGAGAAGAAUCGAACUUAUGGGUAGAGCAGCUGCUGAAAUGACUUUACAGUUAAUUGGUGGUGGACAUAGGCUUAAUCCUCAUAAUACUCAUCAGUGCCCGACUGUGGUAGUUCUUUGUGGCCGCAACAGACAAGGCGCCAUGGGAAUAAAUGCUGCGAGACAUUUGGCAAGUCACGGAGUGAACACAAUCGUCUAUACAGUAAGUGUUGAAGCACCAGAAGUUCAACGAGAAAUCGCAUUAUACAAACUUACAAAGAAUAAAAUUAUAUCGACAGCAUCAAAAUUGCCUCAAUUAGUUGAUCUCAUUAUACUAUCACUGUGUGAAGAUACCGAUAAUCCACUAUGCCACGAUGAUUUGGCCGCUUGGACAAACAGUAAUAAAGCCAUAGUUUUAGCGUUAGAUCCGCCUUCCUCUGGUACACCGGGAAUUGUUACUAAAUUUAGCCUCGUACCUGUCUUACCCUUGGCUCAUUCAACUGAGAAUGGUAAAAUUUAUUUAUGCAAUUUAGGAUUUCCCACUCAAAUAUUUUACGAGGUUGGUAUUAAGUAUAAGUCUCCAUUUGGGUCUAAAUUUGUUAUUCCCUUACAUUUAAAUGAUGAUGUAUAAUCUCUGUUCCUAACCACACGGAAACAAUUUAUAAAAAAUACCUGUGGUUAAUCUUUUUAUGUCUAAAUGUGUAGGUUGCAGGUACUUUAUUUUCCUACGUAGCUGUUUUUGGGCUAACUACAUUUUAAUAACAUAUUUAUAUAUUGACAAUGGUAUUUUUACCACUUUAUUUUGUUGAACAAGUUUUUACAAAUGUGUAAAUGUGAUUAUUAAUUUUUCAAAACUGUCACUCACUAGUAAUAGUUAAUUUUAUGUUUGUACGUAAUAGUUGUUAAUUAUGCCAAUUAACAUGCUUUGUCCAAGGAGUGAUAUAUAUUUGUUAAAGAAAACUCCUUUGGUGUAGUAUGUAGGUAACUGUUGCUGAGAAAAACAAAUAUGUUCAGUGUAAUCCUUUGCAGUUACGAAAUUACAUUUGUGAUAUAUAUGCCAUUAUAUAAAAGUGUUUUAACUGAACAAAAGAAUAAAUCUUUAUAAACAA
Photinus pyralis (common eastern firefly) is the source of this 2080-nucleotide messenger RNA. RefSeq names its product enhancer of mRNA-decapping protein 3 (gene Edc3). Lineage: Eukaryota; Metazoa; Arthropoda; Insecta; Coleoptera; Lampyridae. Gene Ontology annotation, molecular function: mRNA binding. Gene Ontology annotation, cellular component: P-body. The record is from RefSeq and is a predicted model, not a curated record. Gene Ontology annotation, biological process: P-body assembly; deadenylation-independent decapping of nuclear-transcribed mRNA. The transcript is spliced from 4 exons. Bases 241 to 1602 code for a protein of 453 amino acids.